Messenger RNA from Phialemonium atrogriseum, 831 nucleotides. RefSeq lists its product as uncharacterized. The coding region runs from base 1 to 831 and encodes 276 amino acids. Lineage: Eukaryota; Fungi; Ascomycota; Sordariomycetes; Cephalothecales; Cephalothecaceae. The transcript is spliced from 4 exons. The record is from RefSeq and is a predicted model, not a curated record.
AUGCCUCCACGACUCAACCGGCGAGAGCUGCGUGACCUCUUGAUGGCAAGGAUCAAGACGUACAUCGGUCUGCCAGAAGAAAAUAUCCAGGAGACCAAGGAUAUCAUCACUGACUGUGACUAUUUCAGCCUUCCUGACCACAUGGGGGGGGGCUCUAUGGCGCCGGGGCAGAAGAUCCUGAAGGACGCCGAGAGCAUCAUUGGAAUGGAGGCUUCACGCGAUCGACGCAGCGCCAUCUAUAAAGAGGUCAUGGUCGGAAUGCCAGGCUACAAGAAGACGCCGGAAUGGGACCGGCCAGUAAUCAAUCCGAACGAGAAGCCCAAAUCGGCAUUUUCUGUCUCCCGCGUGCAGCCUGGGUCGCAAAAAUCAAACCUCCAGCUCAUCCAAGACCUCGGGGCUGCGGUAGGUCUAAAGGAUACAACCGUGUCUUCCCUCAGAGCCCAAAUCACAUGGUGGGAUGGCCUAGGUGACUACAAAAGGCCCUGCACGCUCUCCCUGGGUCCCCAGUGCUCAGUUAGGGGCGGUCGGUUGGGGCGCGACCAUACGCUAGAAGACGUGCCCAACCACUACGUUAGAGAUUGCCUGAUGGGCUACAUCACGGGUGACGACCUCGCAGAGGACCUUCGACAGCCAGCACUGGAGGCCGUCUAUCCUGACUUGACCCCGGCCGAGCGCGAAGAAUACGACACGAUCCUUAAGGAGCAGCAGAAAGAGCGUGAGAAUGAGGUGAGGGCGAAGCAGACUGCUCCGAAGGCUGGAGGCAAACGCAAAAGCGGGAAUGCCACCGAUGGGGGCGGGUUGCGCCGUCUUAAGCGCACAAAGACAUUCUAA